Molecule: messenger RNA, 546 nt
Organism: Cordyceps militaris CM01
Lineage: Eukaryota; Fungi; Ascomycota; Sordariomycetes; Hypocreales; Cordycipitaceae
Exons: 6
Coding region: 1-546 (181 amino acids)
Source: RefSeq, a predicted model, not a curated record
AUGGUAUGCGUUGCCGUUUCAAGUCUCUUGGGCAGUGGGCGCAACAAGCCUGAUGCCGAUAAAAGGAAAAGAACAUUCGAGCAGGCCAUCGCCGCCAAUCGUGUCCCCCCUUUUCCUGCUUGUUCCUCCUCCUCCUCCUUGGAUUUCUUCUUCUUCCUGCACACCAAAUUACUCAUGGCGCAUGAUUUCUCGCAUUCGCUCCUGCGGCCCGCCAAUCCCUAUCCUGUCGUGCUGUCGACGUCGCCCUCCGAGAAAAAGGAACAGCCAUCGCUCAUGACGCAGAGGUUGAAGAAUCUCUCCCGAGACAAUGACUUGCAAUCUCCCAUCUUUCUCAGCCUCGUUUCGACCCAGCAUCCCGGCUCCAGACAUCUUCAGCACACGCACCCUCUCCAAAGAAAUCCACGAUGCAACCCAUCACCUGGGCACCCGGAACUCACGGGAAGCCGCCUCCCCGUCAGCAGCCUAAAAGUCAGCCUCAGGGACCGAUUAACCUGUCCCGUCCAAGCUUCAUCGUGGCAACCAGAGGUGGUGGGUGUGUGCGCGUAA